Molecule: messenger RNA, 2236 nt
Organism: Phycomyces blakesleeanus NRRL 1555(-)
Lineage: Eukaryota; Fungi; Mucoromycota; Mucoromycetes; Mucorales; Phycomycetaceae
Exons: 3
Coding region: 111-1745 (544 amino acids)
Biological process (GO): glyoxylate cycle
Cellular component (GO): peroxisomal matrix; cytoplasm
Molecular function (GO): malate synthase activity
Source: RefSeq, a predicted model, not a curated record
UAUAACAAGGUUGCUUAUAAAGACAGAUUAACACAAAUCUUCCUCUCUUUCUUCUUCUUCUUCUUUCUGUUUCAAAUCUCACUCUAAAGCAGUAAACAAGCCAACGCAUCAUGUCUUCUCUUUUGAAAUCCAUUGUUCCCGGUGUUGCCGUCCUUGCCCCUGUUGAUGCUGCUCAGGCCUCAAUCCUGUCAAAGGAAGCUCUUGUGUUCAUCUCAACCCUCCAGCGCACAUUCAACCCUAUCCGCAAGACCUUGUUGCAGAACCGUGUCUACCGUCAGCAGGCCCUUGAUCGUGGUGUCCUUCCCGAUUUCUUGCCCGAGACCGCAUACAUCCGCAAUGACUCCAACUGGCGCGCUGCUGCCCCUGCCCCUGGUCUCCAGGAUCGUCGUGUCGAGAUCACUGGUCCCGUUGAUCGCAAGAUGGUCAUCAAUGCCCUCAACUCGGGUGCCUCCACAUUCAUGGCUGAUUUCGAAGAUUCAAGUGCUCCUACCUGGGAUGUCUUGAUCUCUGGUCAGGUCAACAUGCGUGAUGCUAUUCGCGAGACCAUCUCUUUCACCAACCCUAAUGGAAAGAAGUACGAGUUGCGCAAGGAUGGCAAGCUCUCUACUCUUAUUGUCAGACCCAGAGGUUGGCACAUGGUUGAGAAGCACGUCUUGGUUGACGGUGAGCCCAUGUCUGCUUCUCUGUUCGAUUUCGGUCUCUACUUCUUCCACAACGCCAAGGAAUUGAUCAAGCGUGGCAAGGGACCUUACUUCUACUUGCCCAAGAUGGAGUCCCACUUGGAGGCCAGACUCUGGAACGAUGUGUUCAACAUCUCCCAGGAUGCCAUCAACAUCCCCCGCGGCACUAUCCGUGGUACUGUUCUGAUCGAGACCAUCUUGGCCGCCUACGAGAUGGACGAGAUCAUCUACGAGCUCCGUGAGCACUCCUCUGGCCUCAACUGCGGUCGUUGGGAUUACAUCUUCAGCUUCAUCAAGAAGUUCCGCCAGCACCCCCAGUUUGUCCUUCCCGAGCGUUCCUCGGUCACCAUGACCGUGCCCUUCAUGUCGGCCUAUGUCAGUCUGUUGAUCCAGACCUGCCACAAGCGCGGUGUCCAUGCCAUGGGAGGUAUGGCUGCCCAGAUCCCAAUCAAGAACGACCCCAAGGCCAACGAGGUCGCCAUGGCCAAGGUCCGUGCAGACAAAUUGCGCGAGGUUACUGCCGGUCACGACGGUACCUGGGUCGCCCACCCCGAUCUGGUCAAGAUCGCAUUCGAGGUCUUUAACGAGCACAUGCCCCAGCCCAACCAGCUCCAUGUCCGCCGCGAGGACGUCGUGGUCAAGAACACCGAUCUGUUGGACAUCAACUUCAAGGGCGGUGUCUCUGACAAGGGUAUCCGCGACAACAUCCAGAUCGGUUUGGCCUACAUGGAGUCCUGGUUGCGUGGUGUUGGCUGCGUGCCCAUCCACAACCUGAUGGAGGAUGCCGCUACUGCCGAGAUCUCGCGCUCCCAGCUCUGGCAGUGGGCCCGUCACAACGCCGUCACCACCGAGGGUAAGACUGUCACUGGUGCCUACAUGCUCCAGAUCCUCGACGAAGAAACCGAGAAGAUCCGCCAGCAGUUGGGCGACAAGUACGCUUCCUCCAAGUAUGAGGCUGCCAAGAAGGCAUUUGCUACCAACGUCACUGGCGAGCAGUACGAUGACUUCUUGACCACCCUUCUUUACGAUGACAUUGUCUCGGUCGGUUCCAAGUCUCGCUUGUAAAAAAAAAAAUUCAUUCGCCUGUAUAUCUUUUCUUCCUCAUCUUUUUUUUUUUAUUUUUUUUUUAAAAAAAAAGAAUUAAAUUUUUAACUUUACCCCUCCCUCCAAACACACACUUUCCUACCCCUAAAUUUCUUCCUUCUUCUUUUCGAUCCCUCGAUAUAUUUCUUUAUAUUAUUCUCUCUCUUUUUUACCAACCUUUGCUACCUACCACCAUCAAAGCGGAAAAAACCCAAACCAACUACCUGUACGAAAUGAAUAAAUGAAAAACAAAUCUUUGUUUUUGUGUCUAAUAAUCAACCAUGAAUUCCUUCCAGCCAUGUUUCAUUUUACAAAUACACAUAAUAUGUUUUAUAUCAAAGGUUAUUAAUUUACCCCUUCCUAUCAUUGUUACAAUAAGCAAGAAACAAAUAGUACAAGGUGGCAGUGACCCAGAUCUAUAUACCCGUUUUUGUCUUGUAAAGUACAAUAUGUUUCCUUUUUUUUUGGUUGUU